AUGCAACGAAAAUGCACUCCGGGUCAAUUAAUACACACUCAGUUGGAUAAUAAAAGUUUCCACAAAUGUGGUUUUGUUCAGCUUCAUUUAAGUCUGAAAUCACUGGUUAGACCCAUCACAGACUCUCAAAACAGUUUACUUGAUGAUUUUUGUUUUCCUUCCAUAGUGCGUCGACUGUCUAUUGAUACAGCCCGACAGGGAUACAAGAUUCAAUGUGAAACCGUUCGUUUCAUAGUGGCAUUGAGCGUCGUACAUUACGUUACCAUUCGAUUGAAUUGCGGGACUGCAGUUAGUUUGGAAAUGUCGGCUGCAGUACAUAUUGGUGAACUUUCAUUUUUAAAGAUGGUUUUACAUGCUGCCAAGCAUCCAGAGAGUUCCGUCAAUGGUAUUCUUUUAAGUGAUCAAAAUCAUGAUUCACAAAUAAUCAUUACUGACUAUAUUCCACUAUUUCACAGUGUCAUAAAUUUGACACCAAUGCUGGAAACAGCUUUGUAUCAUAUAGACUCAUAUUGUGCAGCUAAAGGUCUUCAAAUAUGUGGUUAUUUCCAAGCAAAUGAACACAUUAAUUGCAAUACUCCAACAAGUAUUGCAUGCAAAAUUGGUGAGAAAUUAGCUGAAAAAUGUGGUAAUGUUUGUUUAUUGACUUUUAAAAAUGAUGCUUUGCAUCGGUUAACUGGAAACUAUUUUACAGUAUUUUGUAAAUCAGAUUGGAAGUGGAAUGAUACAAAGUACACAUUUAAUCCAAAUGUUAAUAAAAAAUUAAAAGAAAUUCUACAUUUAAAAGUUCAUCGUCAAAUUGUUGAUUUUGAUGAUCAUUUGAAUGAUGUUAAUUGUGAUUUUCUUAAUUUACAAUUAUCGAAAUUAUUAUGUGUAUAAAUUGAUUCUUUCUUUUUUUUCUAUGUAAAAUUUUCUAAUUUUUAAUUUUCUUCCCAAACAACAAUAAUAUCUAGCUGAUAUCUUUUUCUUAAUUGUUAAUAAAGUUUUAAAUAUUUACUAAGUAAUAUUUCAAUGAAAUAAUAAUGUAUAGCUAGAUAUUA
Molecule: messenger RNA, 1037 nt
Organism: Schistosoma margrebowiei
Lineage: Eukaryota; Metazoa; Platyhelminthes; Trematoda; Strigeidida; Schistosomatidae
Source: the annotation of a GenBank genome assembly